This is a messenger RNA of Morus notabilis, 1174 nucleotides long. Its product is annotated as stem-specific protein TSJT1. Lineage: Eukaryota; Viridiplantae; Streptophyta; Magnoliopsida; Rosales; Moraceae. The record is from RefSeq and is a predicted model, not a curated record. The coding region runs from base 126 to 881 and encodes 251 amino acids. The transcript has 4 exons.
UGUAUCAUAAACUGUUCCAGCAUCACCACCGUCAACAACCAUUUGUCCACAUUUCCUCAAUCUCGGCAUAAAACGACCGUCGUUUUCUGCGUUCUUGAGAUCCCGAUCGACGACCCGAAAGAAAAAUGCUCGCCGUAUUCGACAAAUCCGUGGCUCAGAGCCCCGAUGGUCUGCAAAGCCCUCACUCUUCGGAAUCUGUUUCGGCUCUGAAAGAUGAUUCCUUGGCUCGCCAUUUCUCCUCUCUUCAUCCUUCUUCCGUCGUCGUCAACCUCGGUUCCUCGGGUUUCGUGGCGUACUCGCUCGAAAAACAGAACCCUCUUCUUCCCAGGCUGUUUGCGGUUGUGGAUGACAUUUUCUGCUUGUUCAAUGGCCACAUUGAGAAUGUUGCUGCUCUUAAGCAACAAUACGGGUUGAACAAAACAGCAAACGAGGCAAGCAUUGUUAUGGAAGCUUACAGAACUCUAAGGGAUCGAGGUCCUUUUUCCCCUGAUCAGGUUGUAAGGGACAUCCAAGGGAAGUUUGCAUUUAUUGUCUUCGAUGGCGCUUCUAAAGCCACCUUUUUUGCUGCUGAUGCUGAUGGAAGUGUUCCAUUCUUCUGGGGAACCGACUCUGAAGGCAACGUUGUUCUUUCAGACAAUGCUGAAAUUCUGAAGACAGGCUGCGCCAAAUCUUUUGCGCCAUUUCCUAAAGGCUGCUUCUUCACAACUAAUGGAGGCCUGAGGAGUUUUGAGCACCCUCUUAACCAAUUGAAGCCGGUGCCGAGGGUGGACAGUUCAGGAGAAGUGUGUGGCGCAAAUUUCAAGGUGGAUGAAGGCUCUCGCAAGGAAAGCAGUGGCAUACCGAGAGUUGGAAGUGCAGCCAACUGGUCUUCAAACUUCUGAGCUGAUACUGCUUCCUGUGUGGCAAGGUCUUCGUUAUUCUUGGACCUUGCUUCGCUGUUCACCCAUAUUUUUUCUUCACUAGGGUUUGCUCGAUGACUCUACUGUUUUUAAAGGAUAGUUUACUUUUUCUUUCUCUUUUUUUUUUUCCCCCUCCCCUUUUAACACCUGAAACCAAGACUUGACCACAUGGUCCGCAUCUAUGUUGAGUACUCUGAAAAUCUCAAACAGGACUAGAGGACUUUCUGGCAUGCAAAAUAUAAUAAUACGGCCUUGCGUAAAGGCUUGAUUCUGAA